This is a messenger RNA of Phragmites australis (common reed), 582 nucleotides long. RefSeq lists its product as uncharacterized. Lineage: Eukaryota; Viridiplantae; Streptophyta; Magnoliopsida; Poales; Poaceae. The coding region runs from base 1 to 582 and encodes 193 amino acids. The record is from RefSeq and is a predicted model, not a curated record. The transcript has a single exon.
AUGCUUGGAAGCACCCGGGAGGUGAUCGAGCGGCUGGAGGCGGCCGUGGCAGCGAAGCGAGUAGAGCUCGCAAGGGACCGUGCUGCCCUCGUCGAAGAGAGGGGGCAGCUAGAAGAGGUGAGUCGGCUCCUGGAGGCCCGCAUCGCCUCGGCCCGCGCAACCCACGAGAGGGAAAUGCGCGCGGUGGCCGAGGAGUGGGAGGCAUUGGAGGAGGUACGCGAUGAAGCUGUUGCCAUGCAGGAGGAGGCCAGCCGCUUGGAGCAAGCAUCACGGCGGCGGGCCACGGAGCUGCUUGCUCAGGAGCGGUUGGUCCGUGCUCAGGAAGAGGCAAUCGGCCAGCGCGAGAAGUCUGUGGAGACCACCCGGGUAGACUUAGCCCACCGGAGCGACGAGCUCAAGCGUGGUCGCGCCGAAGUCCACCGACGGGAGGAGGAGGUCGCGAUCCACGAGACUGACAUCGAUAUCACAGCGACGGCUCAGGACUCCCGGGAGGAGCAGAUUGCAAGGCGCGAAGCGGAGGCUGCCUCGGCGUUGGCAGCCCUUACUGCUCAGGAGGAGCUGGCCGCCAAAUGGGAGGCCUAG